AUGGCGAGUCUGAUGACCAAAGGAUGGACACCGGACGAGCCAAAUCAGGCGUGUGGUGCGCUAGAGAUAGUAAGGAGAGGCGCGGAGACCCACCUGUGUUUUGGGAGAGCAAUAACUGCGUCACUACAGGAGAAGGGGAUAGAGACGGCAGAUGAUUGGAGCGACUUCUUGAGAGUGGUAGAGCGAGACGGAGAGCUGCUGGCAGAAAUUUGCAGCAUGCUGAACACUGAUGUAUUGCAGGUGCGAGAUAUCGUCGGAGAGAUCCAGGAGCUGCAGGACAGGCAAGCAAAGGAAAUGAAGAGAAAUUCAAGGGAUGCGUCAGAUGACGAAAUGGAUGAUGACACCACGAGCGUCAGGUCGGAGUCGCGUGGCAGCGCAGAUUGGGGAAGCCUCCGAGCAGCACUUGAGGCCUCGUUUGGAUCGCUG
Molecule: messenger RNA, 426 nt
Organism: Cooperia oncophora
Lineage: Eukaryota; Metazoa; Nematoda; Chromadorea; Rhabditida; Trichostrongylidae
Source: the annotation of a GenBank genome assembly